AGUAGAUAGGGCGCCUACUGAGUCUGGAUGAGACGGUCAUAAUAUCUAUACAGGGUUAAUUGAAUCGAAUAUUAACAAUUAUAUAUGGAAAGAAAAAUAAAUGCUAUUCAUCUGCGGGGGGGGGGCGGCGCGGGGAUCCAGAGUAAAUACGAUAUCCAAGAAUAUUGGUCACGCUGCUGUGGGGUUUUCCUCGAGUUUGUAGUUGGUUUUGUUUUGUUGCUGUUAAGUUAGCGUGUGUGUGUGCCUUGCACAAGGGUUUUGAAGUGUACAGAUCGACCCGGUGUAAUGAACCCUGAAUGUCCUCAGAGCGCCAAUGCCCGGGGCUGCUCCCGGUGUCACUGUCAGAAUGUGGAAAAGAACCACAGUCGCUCUGGUUUACUGUCCGAGAUCCAAACUCCCAUCCGGACCGAGCCUUUCAGCAACAUCUACAGCCUCAUCCCAGGCAAAGAACUGGGCAGGGGUAAAUUUGCUGUGGUGAAGAAGUAUGUGAAGAAGAGCACAGGGAAGGCCUAUGCUGCUAAAUGCAUGAGAAAGAGGAGAAAGGGACAAGACUGUCGUCUGGAGAUUAUCCACGAGAUUGCCAUCCUAGAGCUGGCCAAAUCCAACUGCUGGGUCAUUGACCUACAUGAAGUCUAUGAAACGUCCUCAGAAAUGAUCUUGGUGCUGGAAUAUGCAGCUGGUGGUGAAAUACUUAACCAGUGUGUCGCUGACCGAGAUGAGGCCUUCAAGGAGAAAGACGUUAAACGACUAAUGAAGCAAAUCUUGGAAGGUGUAGCAUUCCUACACAAAAAGAAUGUGGUCCACCUUGAUUUGAAGCCUCAGAACAUUCUACUAACCAGUGAGUCACCUUUGGGAGAUAUCAAAAUAGUUGACUUUGGGCUUUCUAGAAUAAUGAGCAGCAAUGAGGAGCUGAGAGAGAUCAUGGGAACAGCCGAGUACGUGGCUCCAGAAAUUCUGAAUUACGAGCCAAUCAGCAUAGCAACAGACAUGUGGAGUAUAGGUGUGCUGGCCUAUGUGAUGCUUACAGGGAUGUCCCCUUUCCUGGGAGAAGACAAACAGGAAACCUUUUUGAAUAUUUCCAAAAUAAAUGUCAGCUACUCUGAAGAGGAAUUUGAAAGAAUAUCCAAACCAGCAAUUGACUUCAUGAAGGCACUUCUAAUUAAAGAACCGGUAGACAGAGCCACUGCUGAGGACUGCCUGCAGCAUCAGUGGUUACAGCAAGAAGAAGCAGAGGCUUCAGAAGCAGCAAGUCCCUGUGAAAGCAGCCCUGAGGAAGCAAGUCCAGUCUCACCCCCUGAGGAGCCAGAGGCACCGACUCAGGUGAAAGAAGAGUUCGUUGUCAUGACGGCAUACACACUUGGACAGUGCAGGCAGUCAGAAAAGGAGAACAUUACCUCUGAUCAAAAGGCCAUCUCUAAACGCUUCAAAUUUGAAGAACCUUUCAGUUCGCUGCAGGACAGUCCGGGAGAGUUUAUUUACUAGGCUAUAUUCAAGCCAAGGACACUUUUUAAAUUUUUUUAACAAGUUUUAUUAGAGACUUUUAAACCAGUCUCUGUAUGUCUGUGCUAGUUUGUUAAAUGGCUAAGACAGAAAAACAUACAGAAGACUGCAAACCUUGCUGUGAUUCUAUUUUGUGAUUGGUUUUUGAGCCAUGCUUUUAAUUAAAUGUUAUGGUCCAGUAAUAAUGUCACACUGUGGCUUCUUACUAUAAUUUAAAUAUUCAAAGAAAACAUAUAUGUAAGCUAAAAUCAAAAUUACAAACUCUUUUUGUGUUUUGAUAAUUUAAGUUCUAAAAGCCAUUGCAAAAAAAGAAUCCUUUCACUUUUACACGUUUGCCAUAAGAAUAUGCUUGGUAAAGGCAAAAUGUUUUGAAAAGAAACAAGGCACCACUGCACAUAGAUCUAGCCAGGCAUUUUACAACAGCAGAGAUUAAAAAAGAAACAGUGGCACUGUAAAUAAAUAUUAAGUAUAUUCCUUCAGCUUUGUUCUGUACAGUAAUGGAUUUUGUAAGAUUAUCACAAAGUAUACUAUAUUUUGAAUAUUAUAACUGCUGUAUUUGUUACAAAGUUGAUUUUAUAAGUCUGAAUUUGCUGCCUGUAUUGCUCAAAAUGGUCUUCUCCCAAUUAAAUUGCCUCCAAAUUAACUCCUUCUGUGCCUUUUACAGGUAAUUAUUUUGUAUGAAGUUCUGUAUAAUUUUGAUAGCUUGUAACUUAUGAAAGGUAUUUCUGACAUUCUGUUCAUUACAAAAAAAACAAAUAAAUUACAUAAUAAACUCUUAUUUACUGCAAGGUUGCUUGCCGGUUUAAUGCAAAUGUCAUAAUUGAAAAUGAUUUAUGACCAAGAUCUUCAAAAGAAACAUUAGGGAAAGUUCAUUGGAGAAGGAGAUAGACAAUAAAUAAAGGUAAAACGAAAACUAUUUAUCCAAUUAAUGCUCUCUGUUUAAAAGCUAACAUUUCAAAGCUAGUACUACCAGAGAAGUGACAGACAUUGUGUGUUCAUUCAGUUGAACUGUUGCAAUUAUUACUUUACAAAAAAGAGCCACCCCAUCUAUUAAAACAUGCCACAGGUUGCUUCUGUGGUUCUCAUCUAGUAAUCUCUCUCUAGAUCAGUCUUGGCAUAUAAAGCAUAUUUUCGGAUGAUCCCACUUGUUCAGUUCAUUCUUAUUUAUUUUAGAUAUCAUUUAAUUCUGUCAUAAUGAGGGUGAAUGUACCUUCCUCUCAGGUAUAUUUUAUCACUGCCACCACCGUAUGUUGGAGUUGUUUUUCAUCAAAUUAAAUCCAAAUUAGAAUAGUGUUUUGUUUUGUUUUGUUUUUUCUUGUUCAAAGAUGCCUAAAUAAACAUGUAAUAUUUACUCUGAAGACCAGGUUAAAUUAAGAACGAUGUCUGUUAGAGAAAGAACAGACAUCGUUCAUUCCUAGCUACUGCACACAUCAAUUGUGUUUAUCUUGAAUUUGGGAUUCUGCGAAUUGUCAGUAUUGUAAUAGAGAAACCAGAAAGAAAACACAUCGAAAAACAGUACAGACAGUCCUCCUCGAACUUACGAUACAAUUGGUUCUUUAAAGUCGCGUUGCAAGUCGAAGUACGUUUUCCCAUAGGAACAGUGUUAUAAAUCGGGGUUACGUGCCUUACUCUGGCCAGAUAAUUUUUACAAACAUGACCCGUUAAAUUGUACUCACGCAAAUACUGAUUUAACCCUUUACCCUCAGCCCGGUGGUUUUGCGCAUAUUACUCAGACACCUACCUGGCUUGUUUAAAAGUACAGGGCUUUCCAGUGACGUAUUCAGUGUAUGUAUGUGGUACUCCUAGCCAGAACUACGAUCGCCUGAAUCAUGUGACAGAGUUCACAGCUUAGGUUUCAUUCUGAGUCUUUGCACCUUUCCUUCAUUGUUAAGGGCAAAUAAAUGUUAAAAAAAAAAAACUAAAAAAAAACCGCUAGGCUGAGUCAGGGUAAUCAAGACAGGUACUGCGUGCGGUUCAGGCACCGAGCAUGCGCACAUGACGCAUGGCUCAUGUCUCGCCGUGUCGUAAAGUCGAAGCAGGGUAAUAAUUCAAAAGAGUCGUAAGUCGAAGCGUUGUAGGUCAGGGAUCGCCUGUACUAUAGAAUAUAAGCCCUACUAACUAUGAUGUAAUGUACACAUGCACUAGAGGAAAUGCCCUUCUGUUAUGCCAACAUGAUAAAUAAAAAUCCUACUGAACAGGCAGUGCACACAUAUGCAGUAUUGAAAAUGUGUCACUUGCCAAGACAUGGCUUGACCCUUCUUUUUGGUUAGUAAUUUACAUGAUUGGUUUUCUUCAGUAGAAGAAGUUAUUAAAAAAAAAAAACAAUAAGUCCUCAACUCAUUCUAGAUUCCUCUGUUGUACCUUUGUAUUAGCAUACACAUUAAUGAUAAAUGGUUUGUAUGUACAUACUUCUAUAAAUCAAACAUAUCGUAAACAAAUAUUCAUAGCAUUCUCUUUAUAAAGAACAAAAGCUGUAUUUUUACUUUCAACAGAAAUUAGUAAUAUCCCUGAUGUGUUGAAUCUCUAUUGAAUUCAAGGCUGGUGUAUGAUAAUGUUUGAAUGUUGUCCCCUUCUAGUUUUCCUAAAAGGUUUAAGAAAUUGUUAGUACAUUUGCCUUUUUAUGUGUCCAAAAUGUUACUGCAAUUUGAUAUGCUAUAUAUUUAAUAUAAUA
This is a messenger RNA of Polyodon spathula (Mississippi paddlefish), 4171 nucleotides long. Its product is annotated as serine/threonine-protein kinase 17A-like. The transcript has 7 exons. Gene Ontology annotation, molecular function: ATP binding; protein serine/threonine kinase activity. NCBI's taxonomy places the organism in Eukaryota, Metazoa, Chordata, Actinopteri, Acipenseriformes, Polyodontidae. Bases 286 to 1482 code for a protein of 398 amino acids. The record is from RefSeq and is a predicted model, not a curated record. Gene Ontology annotation, biological process: positive regulation of apoptotic process; intracellular signal transduction; protein phosphorylation. Gene Ontology annotation, cellular component: nucleus.